AUGUUGCUGGAAGCAGUUUCAAGAGGCAGACUGUACCAAGUCAAAUUCUUACUUGAAUCGUUUACUGAGGACGUGAACAAAGUGGAUGAAAAUCGUCAAACUGCGCUGAUGAAAGCAAUUUUUCUUCCCGACACAAUGCACCGCACGCGUUACAAAAUCGUGAAGAUUCUACUCGACCACAAAGCGCGCGUCAACGUUGUAGACAGAGAAGGAAGAACGGCGUUGAUGUGGGCUUGUAUUCGCGGACAGGAAAACGUGGUCAGAAAGAUCCUCGAUGCUUCAAUUUUAGAUCUGGAUUUGAACGGAGGAGACAAGUACGGCAACACAGCAUUGUUCUACGCCGCAGCGAGUGGUCAAGUGAAUACCGUCAAAAGACUUGUGACAGCGUUAAAACGAUUUGGACUGGAUAUCGAUAAAAAGAACGCGCAGGGAAUGACACCGAUAUUGGAGGCCACUAAACGUGGGCAUGAUGAAUGCGCACAAGUGCUGAUGACCGAAGGUAAAGCUUCUCUAACAAUUAGAGAUCCUGAAACGUUUCUAAACACCAAAGAAUGGGCUGAAAAGCGUUCUUUGACGAACUUAUCGGAACUGAUUGCACGAAGAAGCCCCUCGCCGCAACUUGCGGUACAGAACGUUGAGAACGAUCCGGAGCUCGACGAUCAGAUCUCAUCGGCCUCAGAUUUGGAAAAUAAGAACACUCAGAGGAACCUUGCUAAUGAGAGCGGUAACGCUAAUGAACAAGCAGCACCUUCGCCGCAACAAAGACGAGGCUCAGUGUCGGAUAAAAAGAUGAAAGGGCCAACGGACACACUUCCUUCGUCAUGGCAGAGCCGAAGUACACCACUGAUGGCAGAAAAUAAAAAAGAGGGAUCCGUUUCCCCAAGGAGUUCCACCACAACUGUAUCUUUAACUAGAAGAAAAAGUGAACUCUUUGAAAAGACUAAAAUUGGUGCGGCUGCCAUUACGGCAAAAUCAGAAAUGUGUCGGCUUCUAAGCUUGUAUGGUAUUCAACACUCUGAGUCCUACAGGCAGAGUUUCGACCCGAUACUUCUACCUCCGAGUGGAUACUGGCCAGAUCCACUGGCUCAUCUCAGAGACAACACUUCAUCCGUAGCGGAUGACGAUUUAGAGUCGAAUUUUUUAGAUGUCCUCCGACCACGCGGAUCAGGUCGUCGGAGAUCUUCGGCUUUUCCCGGAGCCCCUGACAUGGGUCGUCGUGGGAGCAGUGUCGCCGGUCGAAGAGGGUCGAUGAUGCCCAACGGAUCCGGUAUGGGAAUGGGAAAGAGAGGUUCUAUUGCUCCAUCAUUGAUGUCGAUAGGGGGAGGUAAAAACUUUCUGGAGGCUCCAGGACUUCUAACGUCGCGAAGAACGACGCUAUCUGCAAACAAUACAAGGGGGACGACAUCACUCAGCCCUUUCGACAGGAGGGGCUCACUUAUGCCGAGAGGAAGUGAACAGACGAGACCGACGCUCCCUCGCCGGAUAACUACGCACAUAGCAGUUGGAUUAGGGCACAUACAGGAGAGCUAG
This is a messenger RNA of Pocillopora meandrina, 1530 nucleotides long. The record is from the annotation of a GenBank genome assembly. NCBI's taxonomy places the organism in Eukaryota, Metazoa, Cnidaria, Anthozoa, Scleractinia, Pocilloporidae.